Protomyces lactucae-debilis is the source of this 374-nucleotide messenger RNA. RefSeq lists its product as uncharacterized. Bases 88 to 342 code for a protein of 84 amino acids. The transcript is spliced from 2 exons. The record is from RefSeq and is a predicted model, not a curated record. Lineage: Eukaryota; Fungi; Ascomycota; Taphrinomycetes; Taphrinales; Protomycetaceae.
CGAAAGACUUCCGUUCACGAAGCAAGGUCGCGUUCAGUGAGCCGACGCAUGAAGCCCCUGAGGUUGACGACAAUGCCAUAGUGAGCUAUGGGGAACAGGCAUUUUGCGAUCAUCAAGGUCUUGAAGACCAGAUUGUCGUGCGGCGCAAAGUCUCUCAGCAAGCAAGGACAUAUAUUGCAGGUCAUUGUGCCAUUUUGCCGUCUUCUUGGACCAAUUGGCCUAUUUGGGAGAACAGAGCUUGACAAGAAAAGAGCGGGCAAGCUGCUUAAGCGAAAACGACGCUUACGAGAGCAGAAGCACUCUUUAUGGAUAGCUGAGGGCUAUCGAAUCCAGUAUAGAUAGCUUCUAGAUUUGAUUAUGAGCGGAUGUUGGCC